This is a messenger RNA of Epithele typhae, 1056 nucleotides long. RefSeq lists its product as uncharacterized. The transcript has 10 exons. The record is from RefSeq and is a predicted model, not a curated record. NCBI's taxonomy places the organism in Eukaryota, Fungi, Basidiomycota, Agaricomycetes, Polyporales, Epitheliaceae. Bases 1 to 1056 code for a protein of 351 amino acids.
AUGACAGCCGACGAUCUCGGCGACACAGCUGCUGAAGUUAUCCAGGAAAUACAGGAGCUAUACAGCGGCGACUACGUGGGUUUGGCUACAGCAAUACGCUGGGUGUCUGAAUACUUCCAAGCCAUCCUUAUCUUCGACUAUAUCCUUACCUCGGGCCGUGAGAUCGAGUUGUUCUGGAAACGGCGCGUGUCUGGUGCCACUAUCCUGUUCAUCUGCAAUCGCUAUCUUUCUCUUGUCUCCCAGAUCUUGACACUAAUUUCGUAUCGCGCGUUCACCGAUAAGGUCAUUCCUCCUGCUGCGUUUUCCGCUAUGCGCGCGUUGGCUUUGAGCAAAAGUCGGCCGCUCGCAAUCCUGGUCUUCUUGCUUUCUAUUGUGAACGUGGGCUUCGACUUCGGUACGUUUCAAUACCAAACAGGCAGCGUCAGCGAUCCAGUUUGGGGGUGCCUGGUGGAUGACGUUCCGUUCUCGCAGGCUCUGCUGAUAUCGGGCGAAGUGCUUUCUCGGUCGCUCCUUAUCCUCGCAGACGGGAUCCUCAUCUUCCUCACAUGGAAGACGCUGCGCCCUGCAGGAACGACAGGAGACUACCGUGGCGUGGUGUAUUUCCCGCAAACGUUUGCUCACAUCAUGCUGCAUAACGCUCCUCCGCCUGGCCACAUCAUUGAGCUCGACAAUAUCCCCCAAGGAACCUCGAUCAUCGCCAUUUCAGCGACCCGUAAGUCGAAAGGCGGUGCCACAUCUCACCGCCGAGCUCAGACCUCCCGUCUCGUUCACGCCAGCCUCACCGCGAUUUUCGUAUCGCGCUUCCUCCUCGACCUCCAGGAGGCCCAUCAGCGCACGGUCAAAGUCGCCUCGGACGAUCCGCUCCGCUCGUCUGCCUCCGACUUUCGGGUCGGGAUAGGGUCUCUGCGCGUCGCGGUGGAUGCUAUCGGGUCUUUAGGCGCGGAUCUCCGGAUCUUGGGCGAAGAAGGCGAACGAGGGGGCGAAGUCGACUCUCCGGCACCAGGAGCCGGGGCCGACUCAUGGGAGACGCGAGAGGACGUGGGGCGCGAAGAGUAG